AUGCUCGAGUUAACUGCUGGCCCAAACCCCGUUCCAGAUUUUGAAGAGGCACUUCGAGUAAUAAAACUAGCCGAUAACCACUAUGUUGGGGCCCAUCCAUUAAGAUUACCAGUUACAGGAGGACGAGGUGUGUAUGGUGGUCACAUGAUUGCACAGUCUCUACUUGUGGCGAUAGAAUCCACACGGGAUUCAAUAAGUAAUCAAGUCUUUAUACCAGACUCCUAUCACCUGUAUUUUAUCAAUGCAGGAAACUCCAAAACCCCAAUGAACUAUACUGUGACUAAAUUGUACGACGACGCAGUUACAAGCAAACGUUUCAUUGUUGUUCAACAGAAGGGCAAGAAUCGUUUGACUUGUUUAGUCAAUUUACGAAAGCCUGGCACAAAGACAUUGCAUAAAGUAGGUGACACUCCAGACAUUAGUGUCCCGGUUCCUUCAAUUCAACAAAAAUACCCAAAUCCCGAUAAAUUGCACCAGGUUCAACACACAGAUUUUGUUAGAAAUGCCUUUGGCAAAGAGUUUAUUGAUUAUCGAGAAUGUCCCGAAGAAAAAGACCAGUACGCUGCUGAACGAUGGCUAACAGUAUUCACCGGGUUGAGAAACCAUGCCGAGCCAGGUGCUUCUCUAGAAACUGUGAUCGAAGAAUUACCGGAUGCCAGUGGGAAGAUUCAUGAAGUCAAGAAAGUCAUAUUGCGACCAAAAGAUUCUCAGUCAGUGCGGGAUCCAAUCUACAAUUAUGUGGGGUUAGCUGAUUUAUCUGAUUCUGCAUUUCUUACAACAAUGGCAAGGAUUUUGCACAUUCCUUGGGCCCCGUCAUUGGAAAUUGAUGAAACUUACGACGAGAGUAGAGAUGCCACAUAUAUAAUGAGGACUACUUUGAAUGCUGCCCAUAUUUUCCAUUACAACGCAAUGUCGUUAGACCAUCACAUAUAUUUCCAUAAUAAUAAUUAUACACCCAAAGAUGAUUCUGAUUUUGAUAUCUGCAAAGAUUGGUUAGCAUUCACAUAUCAAAUGAAAAGACUUUCAAAUAAUAGAACGUUGGUUCGUGGCUUCCUCUUUAAUGAAAAACAUAAAUGCGUUGCGACAGUGGUUCAAGAAGGGUUAACCAUUGUUUAUAAUGGUGUUGGUAAUACAGCAGAUAAAUCACGUUUAUAG
Candida dubliniensis CD36 is the source of this 1155-nucleotide messenger RNA. RefSeq lists its product as uncharacterized. The record is from RefSeq and is a predicted model, not a curated record. Gene Ontology annotation, cellular component: peroxisomal matrix. Gene Ontology annotation, biological process: acyl-CoA metabolic process; fatty acid catabolic process. Gene Ontology annotation, molecular function: fatty acyl-CoA hydrolase activity. The coding region runs from base 1 to 1155 and encodes 384 amino acids. The transcript has a single exon. Lineage: Eukaryota; Fungi; Ascomycota; Pichiomycetes; Serinales; Debaryomycetaceae.